This is a messenger RNA of Aspergillus pseudotamarii, 504 nucleotides long. RefSeq lists its product as uncharacterized. The transcript is spliced from 4 exons. The record is from RefSeq and is a predicted model, not a curated record. The coding region runs from base 1 to 504 and encodes 167 amino acids. NCBI's taxonomy places the organism in Eukaryota, Fungi, Ascomycota, Eurotiomycetes, Eurotiales, Aspergillaceae. Gene Ontology annotation, cellular component: membrane.
AUGCUUUCGAGUACGCUCACACGUCCGCUGCAGCUCGUCGACCGAGUGCUGCAGUGGUCUAGCGCUGUCAUUGUGAUGGGUAUCACUUCCUACUUCAUCAACAAGGGUCCCCGUGGGUUGUCUAUCACGUACCAAGAAAUCAUUUCUACCAUGUCGGUCGUGUUUUUCCUGCCAGCCUUCGUCUCUCCGUUCAUGCCCACAGCUCUUGGCAAGUUUGUUCUGGCCAUCGAUGUUAUCUUCUCGUAUCUGUGGCUCACUGCAUUCAUCUUCGCCGCUCAAGACUACAACCGCCACGACUGCCGCCUCAACGCUCCCCCAGGGAUCUCCUGCUCCAAGAAGAGGGCCAACGAAGCAUUUAUCUUCCUGACCUUCAUCUUCACCUUCUUCGGCAUGAUCAUCGAAGUCCUCAGUCUCUGGGCCUACCGCCGCGAGAAUGUCCCGGUACGUGAAAAGACCGGCGGUGCUCACGGUGGACCCGCCGAUGCCCCAGUCGCUACGGUUUAA